Molecule: messenger RNA, 1063 nt
Organism: Melanotaenia boesemani (Boeseman's rainbowfish)
Lineage: Eukaryota; Metazoa; Chordata; Actinopteri; Atheriniformes; Melanotaeniidae
Product: trace amine-associated receptor 13c-like
Exons: 2
Coding region: 1-990 (329 amino acids)
Biological process (GO): G protein-coupled receptor signaling pathway
Cellular component (GO): membrane
Molecular function (GO): trace-amine receptor activity
Source: RefSeq, a predicted model, not a curated record
AUGGAGAUGGAGGAAAAAGUGGAACUCUGCUUUCCAGAACUCCUCAACACCUCCUGCAGAAAGCCGACUCUUCCCUGGUCUGAAGCUGUGCUUGUUAACACUCUGCUGUCGUCGUUCUCUCUGAUCACUACAGCUCUCAACCUGCUGGUCAUCAUCUCAGUCUCCCAUUUCAGGCAGCUCCACACACCCACCAACAUCCUCCUCCUCUCUCUGGCUGUCUCAGACUUUCUGGUGGGUCUCCUGCUGAUGCCGGCUCAGAUCUUUAGAAAAUCUUCUUGCUGGUUUCUUGGGGACCUCUUGUGUUUUCUGUAUAAUUGUUUUUCCUUCAUCAUCACCAGCGCUUCGAUAGGAGACAUGGUGCUUAUAUCAGUGGACCGCUAUGUGGCUAUUUGUGACCCUCUGCAUUACCCCACCAGAAUCACUGUGAGAAGAGUCAAACUCUCUGUCUGUCUGUGUUGGUUCUUCUCUCUUCUUUACAGCUGUGUCAUAUUAAAGGAUGACCUGAAACAACCACGGCAAUAUGAUUUCUGUUACGGAAAAUGUGUACCUUUCAUGGAUUAUAGUUCAAAAGUCGUUGACCUUGUGAUAACAUUUAUUGCUCCAGUUACUGUUAUUGUAGUUCUGUACAUGAAUGUAUUUGUGGUUGCUGUGUCUCAUGCUCGGGCCAUGCGCUCUCAGGUCACUAUUAUCAGCCACCAGGCUUCAGUGACUGCAACAAGAAGGAAAUCUGAGUUAAAAGCAGCCAGGACUCUUGGUGUUCUUGUAGUUGUGUUUCUAAUAUGUUUCUGUCCAUUUUACUGUGUCUCUCUAUUAGGGGAUUACCUAAUGAAUGUAUCAUCUGAGUCUUAUGUGGUCAAUAUGUUUUUCUUAAAUUCUUGUAUAAACCCUGUGAUAUAUUCAAUGUUUUACCCCUGGUUCCGAAAAGCUAUUAGACUCAUUAUUACAUUGAAAAUACUGCAGCCUGGAUCCUGUGAGACUAAAAUGCUCUAGAGACACUGUGUAGAAACUACACUGAACAUGAUGUUCCUCUCCAAUGUUCUGAUUCCUGAAUCAUUUUAAAACA